UGGAAGUCCGGAACUGUCGGGAGAGUUUUUUUUCUAUUGUCCAAACAAAAAAUCGCAAUUUGUCGUUGUGACUUGUAGUUCUACGGUUAUUUUUCGUCGUGUCUCCGAUUUAUUUAUUUAUUCAGUGGCCAUUACCGUUUAUUCCGUUCCAUCUCUAGUCGCGCGAGUAUUAAAAUGUGAACCGCACGGCUAUAUGUGCUGGUGUUUGGUGUACUUAAGUAAUUGGUGAAACCCGGAAUCCCGUGCGGUGGUUCGGCCUUGUGUGCAACGACUACAUCGGUGUCGAUUAUCUGAUUUGUUUUUUUUUUUGUCGUUCAUUCGAAAUAUAUGGAUCGUUUUAUUACAACAUUCGGCGCUCUGACAUCGAAACAUUGUAGUAAACGUUCCACCCGCGACACGUCGCACGUCGCCAUCAAUCUAUUGAACGGUCAAUUAACAUCCAAGAAGAAAGCUUCAAAGCAUAUUGAAGCUUUCGAAUCAGCAUUCAUGGAACUAUGAACCUGGAUUCAUUGUCAUAUACGUUGUCGCAAAUCAGCUAUCUCGUCGCUAAUUUGUCGAAAAAAAACUACAAGUCUAGCGUUCAGGAAAUAUCAGACGCAAUCCAGCUGCAAGGAUUUGAAGCAGAUCGACAUCUACUCCGUUGCCUAUUUUCUCAUAUCGAGUUGAGAGAUAUCGAAGGUCCUCGAAAUAUAUCACAUAAGGAUUAUUAUCAAGUUCAACAUUUGGCGCAACAGUGUAAAACACUUUUAAAUAAGCCUUCGCUUACUUCAAUUUUGUGUUUUGCACUUGACAAUCCGCUUGCAACUUUAAAACCAUUAAAACCAUCAAUACAGCUAUUCGUACAGCUAAGUCGAAUUUUACAUCUCAGUCCUGUGCAGGAAGUUGUUUUUGGGUUGGUUUGUCUGGAAUCGGCCAACUAUUCAACAUUCGCUUUACAGUUUGUGAAACAAAAACUACCCGAACUAAUUAAAUUGUACAUUAACUCAGAGGACAACACUGAUCAAGUAACUGAAGGAGGAUUACACGAUUCUAGUCCUGAAGUUCUUCAUUUGAUUUUAAGUCACGUAUUCACCGUUGAUGAUAAAGAUUUUGGUAUAAGUAAAGAAGUUAAGGAAGUUUUGUUGCAAAAUUUACGGCGAGAUUUUCCCCUCGAGGUCGCUCCUGUUUUAUUGGCUCCUCUGAUUUAUCCUGAUAAACCUGACCGCCCAAUGGAAAAAAUAAAUCAAGAUACAGCGUCCAUUUCUAACACUAUGCUAGAACCACUGUUAGCCGAUUUGAUAAUGGAAAUGGGCUAUUCGGCUUGUUCUUCGUUGGAAGAAUGCCGUCGGCAUUUACUGUCGGUGACUGGUGGAAAUAAUCCAUCCAUUACGUUUGGUCCACAGUCUAUUGCUAAGGUUUUAUCAAUGAUGAUACGCACUCACACCGGCUUAGACUCACAGAUGACGUUGCCGUUCUGGCCUGGAGAUAACAGUAGUCAUGAUAUUGACAAAACAUUGUCUAAUGCAAAUACUUGGAAUGUCGAAGUGUUUGUACACACCGUUAAAGAUUUGAACCCAUCGCUCUCUUGGUUAGAUGUAGUCAAAGAAUUGGAUCAUGCCGAUUUUAUUAUUAAAGAUAGACAAGGUUUAGUGGUUUUGUUUUCAACUGUUCGUCUUGGCCUCAAAGGUCAAGGAUAUCAUAUGGAAAACUUUCCUGUUGAAAUGAUUUACAGACACUGGUCACACUCUGAAGCACAAAUGUCUCUGGUACAACAUAUUCUUCAAAAUUCUGACGUCUUUUGUUUUGCUGAUUAUCCAUAUCGUUCGGUGUCGAUCGACUUGUUAAAAGUGAUUCCCGAAGCUGACAACAAAGACAUAAACAAUUGGCGUUCGAUUGAACUUGUCGACCUAAUGCUAUUUUUGGCCGAACGAGGUCUCUGCUAUCAAGUACAAGAAUGUUUGAAGUUUCCAGCUCAAAAAUGUCCCGAUUUGUUAGCUCUCGCUCUUAUUCAAUCCAAUGGACCAUUGAGUUUGGUCAGACACGAAAUGAUCAGCGGUCUCAUACCGAUUUUCCUUGGCAACCAUAGCAAUGCUGCUGUUAUUUUGCAUCAUGCAUGGAACCAUCAGAACGUUGGACUCAAACAUACUUUGGUUCAGGCGAUGAGUGAAUGGUACGUGCGCAGUGACCACGACCAUGUAAAACUUUCACGGAUUUUAGACAUAGCCCAAGAUCUGAAAGCAUUAUCGUUGUUACUGAGCGUUCAGCAGUUUCCCUUUGUCAUAGAUCUAGCUUGCUUAGCUUCACGUCGAGAAUAUUUAAAAUUGGACAAAUGGCUUUCUGAUAAAAUUCGUGAACACGGUGAAAGCUUUAUAUCUGCAUGCGUUAAAUUUUUACAGAAACGAUGCCCGCAACUAACAGGAUCGUCAGCUAAAGAUGAGAAUUUAUCAAAAUACACACCGUUAUCAUCCGAAACUAUAUUAACAAUGUUGAACUGCCUAAGAAAUAUUAAUACUGGAAAUAUUUCUCAAGAUCUGUCCGAAGCUAUUUUGAUGAUGGUAACCAAUUGUACAAACAUGUACAUUUCCAAAGUGGCUUCAGCUCGUAUUAAUCCGACUGCUCCGCCACCAUCUAUUUUACGUACAGCUCAACACCAUAGACCUAUAGAAGGUCCAUCUCCACAAGUGUUGGUCGAUCAACUGACUGGGCUUGCUACCAGUCUUGCUAGUCUUGGACUCAACCCUUCAGUACAAUCUGGUUCCACGUUUACUUUACCAGGGUCUUUGGGACAAUUAGUUCAGACACCUGGAUCGCCGUCUCGAAAUCUAGUCGGCGGCAAUGCUUCUGGCCAUAGCGGAUUUUCCAUUAUGACACCGUCUACAAAUGCUCCGGGUCCGGCUGUUUCUAGUCAGCUAUCGGGACCAUCCAAUAUGCUGGGACGUUUGCCUCCUCAACAAUCGACACCUUCGGCGAUCGGCAAAGCUAACCAUCUCAUUGACAAUAGUUUAUUCAACGACGGUAGUAUGUCGUUUCCCAUACCGAAAGAUAUUGAGGAUGAAGCUAAUAGUUACUUCCAGCGUAUUUAUAACUUGGCACCUCACCAUUCGCUGUCCAUUGACGAAGUGCUCGAGAUGUUGAAAAGAUUUCAAGAUUCUCCAGUUAAACGUGAUAGGGAUGUAUUUGGCUGCAUGUUGAAAAAUUUGUUUGAAGAAUACAGAUUUUUUCCAGCAUAUCCAGAAAAAGAACUUAUCACCACUGCUCAUUUAUUCGGCGGUAUAAUCGAACACGGUCUGGUUACAAAUUAUAGAGCUUUAGGUCUGGCCCUUCGUUUUAUUUUGGAUGCCUUAAAGAAAACUCCAAAUUCAAAAAUGUACAACUUUGGAAUAACGGCGUUGGAACGUUUCAAACAUCGUUUGAAAGAGUAUCAUCAGUAUUGCGUACACAUUACGGCUAUUCCUCAUUUUCAGCAAUUUCCACAACAUAUUAUUGAGUAUGUCGAGUAUGGCAAAAAUCAACAAGAUCCUCCAUCGGCAAGAGUUAUGGAUUUGGCCGCAACGAGUAACGGCACCAUAUCACAAGGAGGAUCAUUCAUGCCCAAUCCACACAAUGCGUUUAAAGCCCAAAGUAUUACUACUACAACCACGACAACUACAGUGUCUUCUGCAUCGUCCAAACUCAUAACUACCAAUUCUGUAAUGCCAUCUAGGCCAUCUAUUGCAAAUACCACAAAUAUCGACACACUGCUCGUUGCAACAGAAAAAGAUGAAAAGUUAAUUGUCCCACCCGAAAACGUCCAAGACAAAAUAGCGUUCAUUUUUAACAACUUGAGUCAAGUUAAUCUUUCGACAAAGUGUGAGGAGAUUAGAGAUAUUAUCACCAACGAUUAUUUGCCGUGGCUAUCUCAAUAUUUAGUUAUGAAACGUGUCAGUAUUGAGCUAAAUUUCCACACAUUGUACUCAAACUUUUUAGACUGUUUGGGCAAUGAAGGUUUGAACUCGUUGAUCAUAUUGGAGACUUUCAGAAACAUAAGAGUUUUAUUGAAAAGUGACAAAGGAAUGGCCAAUUUUUCAGAUAGAUCUUUGUUGAAAAAUUUAGGUCAUUGGUUGGGUAUGAUUACGCUGGCUAAAAAUAAGCCUAUAUUGUUGGACGAUAUUGACCUCAAAAUGUUGCUGGUUGAAGCCUACAACAAAGGUCAUCAAGAGUUGUUAUUUACUGUGCCUUUUAUUGCCAAAAUUCUUGAGUCAUGUGCUAAAAGUAAAGUAUUCAGACCGAGGAACCCUUGGACGAUGUCUGUCAUGAACUGUUUAGCUGAACUUCAUCAGGAACCUGGAUUGAAAUUAACAUUGAAGUUUGAAGUCGAAGUGCUUUGCAAAGCUUUGAACAUUGAUCUCAAAGAUUUGAAACCGGGUUAUGUGUUAAAAGAUCCUGAAAUUGCCAAAAAAUUAGAACAUCAACUAUCGUCUAAUUCAGAAAACGCGAAACCUCAACCACAAGUACAACAAAGUGUUCCAGAGCAACCUAAAGUUUCUGUUCCAACGCCUCAACAACGACACACGCCUAUUCUUCAAAGUAAAAUAUUUAUAACGAUCGUUUCUUCCCAAGCACAACAGCCAAUCACCUCUUCAACUGUCCAAUCUAUGACUUCAAAUACAAGAUUUAACGAUGAAUUGGUUGGCCACGUAGUGGCAGCAGGAGGAGUCACAACACUGACAUCGACCGGAAGUAUGGGCAUCAGUGGUACGCCAGGAAUGUCGCCACCUCUUCCAUUAGUUGAGCCUAAAUUCAAUUAUGUUACUUUCAACACUGCCAACUCUUCGCAAAUAAUGUCAAUGAUCACUAUCAAUUCUCAAAUACCAUUAUUUAUAAAUCAACCAACACUUAAGACUUAUGUGCGGGCAGCAAUCGAAAGAUCGAUUCAAGAGUGGAUUAAUCCCGUAGUGGAAAGAUCCGUUAAAAUCGCAGUCAUCUCAACUGAGAAUAUUGUUAAAAAAGAUUUUGGUAUGGAUCCAGAUGAGUCUCAUUUACGUAAGGCUGCACAUUGUAUGGUUAGAAACUUAACCUCUGGCUUGGCUAUGAUUACGUGCCGCGAACAGAUCAUACAAACAUUAAUCACUAACUUGAAACAACACUUCUUGAACGUAUUGAUUUCACCGACUCAAACUCAAAAAGAAAUGAUUGACUAUGCGUGUAACAUGUGUGCAAAUGAUAACUUGGAAUUAGCGUGCGCCUUUGUUCAGAAAACCGCCACUGAAAAAGCCGUGAUUGAAAUCGAUAAAUAUCUAAAAACUGAAUUCGAAAGACGCAGUUUGUCUCGAAUGGAAGGCCGUCGCUACUGUGACCAAAUCGUGGCUAGUGGUCAGGCCGAAUUUUUGCCAGAUACACUACGUAAUAAAGUAGGUUUACCGCUUCCGCAAAUGAUAGGAAUUUAUGAGGAAUUUGCCAGAAACAUACCAGGAUUCCAACCGUUGGACAGAGAAGCCGUUUCAUUAUUCAUGCCCAAGACUGGUAUCCCUCCGGAUGAGAUAAGUGUCGUUUAUGAGAAACUCAUCAGUGAAAUUGAAGCGCUCCUUCAAUUGUAUAUGACAAAUCAACGUAUCCUGUCCAAUACGACACAGCCAUCAAACUUGCACGGCGUGUUGGAGGCAAUGAUGUCACUGAGAAGAUGUCGAGAUGUUGUGACAGCUGCAAGUGUCGUCAACAAAGUCGUCGAGAGCUAUUUAGAUGGACUAAGCCCUUCUGCAAAUCAAGAUUUGGAUAUGAGCAUCAGAUAUCGAGACAUUCACCUCAGUAUAUUCAGAGCAUUCCAAGAUCCACGUGCUUAUAAUUUGCAGUGGACAAACAAAACCAUAACAAAGGCUCUAAUGGAGUCUAGGGAUGAAUUGCGGUUCAAUUUGGACGCCGUCGAUUUAUUGAUUCGUGCUGGUAUGGUGAAUAUUAGCAUGUACGACAUGCACUUGGCCUUAUCGAUCGAUAACGGAACCAACUAUGUCGCUAUGGCGUACGUUAAACAAUUUUUACAAAAUUAUCUCAUCGACAAUCGAUCUAAUUCUCCGAUUACCGAACACCAUUUACAAGCGACAAUCGAGGCUUUGAACACAGUUGUGCUCAGUGGUCGUCCUACACCUGACGGGCUGGCAGCGCUCAUCGAAGUAAUAAGACCAUCGCAGGCAGAAAACAAUGCUUCCGUGGAAAGAAUAACGAGUGGUAGUGGUGGUGGCGGUGGUGGCAGUAGUAACUCAACUGCUCAUAUACAACAUGGAAUGUUACAAGGAAGAGAUUUUGAUGAUCCACCUGGACUUCUGGAAAAAACUGAAUACUUGCUGAAAGAAUGGUUGACUAUUUACAGUGCCGCGCCCAACAGAGAUCCCGGAAAGACAUUUAGCGUUUACAUUCACCAAAUGAAUGUUCAAGGAAUUUUGAAGUCUGACGACAUAAUAACUCGUUUCUUCCGACUGAGCACACAAAUGAUGGUCGAAUUAUGUUAUCGGCAAAUACCUGAUCAGACACAGUCUCCGUCCACGGUACGAGCCAAACUUUUCCACACCAUUGACGCCUACGUGAAGCUCAUAGUGCUGUUGGUAAAACACUCUGGCGAUGCAAAUGCAAUCACCACGAAAACUAAUCUCUUGAACAAAGUACUUGGAAUUGUUGUUGGAGUAUUACUUCAAGAUCAUGAUGUACAAGCCACUGAUUUCCAUCAAUUACCGUAUCAUAGAAUAUUAGUUACUCUAUUCCUCGACUUGAACGCACCCGAUCCUGUACUAGAAUCAAUCAACUACCCAAUAUUGGCAGCUUUUUGUCAUACUUACCACCUGCUACGUCCGAGAAAAGUUCCCGGUUUUGCUUAUGGUUGGCUGGAAUUGAUAUCUAAUCGCAUAUUUAUCGGUCGACUUUUGGGAUUAACUCCGCAGCAAAAGCGACAGCGCACUUACGAUCAAACGCCUGUUACUGAUGUCCAGGGUUGGAAUUUCUAUGCCCAACUGCUGAUUGACCUGUUCAAAUACUUGGCGCCAUUCUUGAGAAACGCUGAACUUGCCAAACCCGUUCAUUUACUAUACAAAGGAACAUUACGAGUAUUGCUGAUAUUACUACACGAUUUCCCAGAGUUCUUGUGCGAAUUCCACUACGGAUUUUGUGACGUCAUUCCGCCUAAUUGUAUUCAGAUGAGGAAUUUGAUAUUGUCUGCAUUCCCGCGAAACAUGCGUUUACCAGAUCCGUUUACGCCCAAUUUGAAAGUCGACGUUCUUCAGGAAAUAUCUUUAUCGCCAAAAAUUAGUCCAGACUUUCAAUGUUACAUUCAGCCCGCGAGCUUCAAAAAGGAUUUAGAUUUAUAUCUCAAGACAAGAGCUCCGGUGACAUUUUUGUCCGAGAUUCGUACUACAAUGCAACAGAGUUGUUGCGAACCCGGCAUGCGUUACAAUUUAUCACUCUUGAACGCUAUCGUCUUGUAUGUUGGUACUCAAGCUAUACAGCAUAUAAGGAGCAAGGGUUUAGUGCCCAAUACUUCUACAAUUGCCCAUUCUGCUCAUAUGGACAUAUUCCAAAACUUGUCUGUGGACCUCGACACUGAAGGUCGUUACUUAUUUUUAAACGCUAUUGCUAACCAGUUACGUUUUCCAAACAGUCAUACUCAUUAUUUUAGCUGUACUCUUUUAUAUUUGUUUGCCGAAGCUAACAGUGAAGCCAUUCAGGAACAAAUAACACGAGUACUUUUGGAGAGACUAAUUGUCAACAGACCUCAUCCGUGGGGCUUAUUGAUCACGUUUAUUGAAUUAAUUAAGAAUCCAGCUUAUAAAUUUUGGCACCAUGAGUUUGUGCAUUGUGCACCUGAAAUAGAAAAGCUUUUUGAAUCAGUCGCCCGUUCAUGCAUGGUUCAUAAGCAACCAAAUAACACGUCGGAUGCUGCCGAAACAUCGGACAUAUAAUAUAUUACAUUUAAUGUAUUAAUUAGAUAAUAUACAUUUUAUAUCAUAUACUUUUGUUUUAUAGUUUUAUUUGAUGAAAAAAACUAACUAAAAGAAUAUAAUAAUAUAUUAUGUUAAUACACGAUCAAAAGACGAUAUUAUAAUAUAAUUUUUUCAAUUGCUUUAUUGUAAAACUGAUCAAAUAUGAGAAUGUAAAGUAU
Messenger RNA from Adelges cooleyi (spruce gall adelgid), 8101 nucleotides. RefSeq names its product CCR4-NOT transcription complex subunit 1 (gene Not1). Gene Ontology annotation, biological process: nuclear-transcribed mRNA catabolic process, deadenylation-dependent decay. Gene Ontology annotation, cellular component: CCR4-NOT core complex; P-body. The coding region runs from base 495 to 7901 and encodes 2468 amino acids. Lineage: Eukaryota; Metazoa; Arthropoda; Insecta; Hemiptera; Adelgidae. Gene Ontology annotation, molecular function: molecular adaptor activity. The transcript has 42 exons. The record is from RefSeq and is a predicted model, not a curated record.